Lactuca virosa is the source of this 3018-nucleotide messenger RNA. Lineage: Eukaryota; Viridiplantae; Streptophyta; Magnoliopsida; Asterales; Asteraceae. The record is from the annotation of a GenBank genome assembly.
AUGGUACAAGAAUUCCAAACACACGACAUCGGCAUCAUGUUGUACAACGUAAGCAAAACCACCCUCACAAUCGCUAAAAAAAGAUGGCGUCGUGCAUACUUCACCAUUUACUUCUCCAACACCAUGGUUUCCAUCGCCAAAAACAUUGUCUCACUACCAAUUUCAGAAAUCAUCUCCAUCCCUUCCUAUUCCGUCAUCGAAAUCAUCCCACAUCAUGUUCCCAAGAAGGGUAUUAGCGAUGUAUCAGAUAUUAAUCCGACGCAGCUCACUGACACCCUAAAAAACAAAGACUUUGAAAAGCUGCACGAGUUUGGUGGCGUCAACGGCUUAGCCAAUGCGCUCGGAACUAAUCUCGAGAGCGGGAUGAACUCUCGAGAUUUAGACGGUAUUCGAACCGUGUUUGGUUCGAAUACUUACACAAAGCAACCUCCAAAAGGUUUGCUUUAUUUUGUUAUCGAGGCUUUUAAAGAUAUAACAAUUCUUAUACUACUUGGUUGUGCCACACUUUCUCUUGGAUUCGGAAUCAAAGAACACGGAAUUGGAGAAGGAUGGUAUGAAGGUGGAAGCAUAUUCCUCGCGGUAUUUCUUGUUAUCGUUGUAUCCGCGAUUAGUAACUUCCGACAAGAGGGUCAGUUCCACAAUUUGUCGAAAAUAAGUGAUAAUAUCAAGAUUGACGUUGUUAGAGAAGGAAGAAGACAAAAGAUUUCCAUAUUCGAUAUAGUCGUUGGAGAUGUUGUGAUUUUAAACAUUGGAGACCAAAUUCCAGCGGAUGGGCUGUUCAUCGACGGGCAUUCCACUCUAAUCGAUGAGUCAAGCAUGACUGGCGAGAGCGAACCAUUACAUGCCGAUUCCCUCCGGAAUCCGUUCUUGUAUUCCGGUUCCAAAGUGGUCGAUGGGAAUUGUCGGAUGCUCGUGUUAUCAGUCGGAAUGAACACCACGUGGGGAAAAAUGAUGAGUUCAAUCACUAGCGAUAACAAUAACGAAGAAACACCAUUACAAGCUCGCCUCAACAAACUGACAUCCUCAAUCGGAAAGGUAGGUCUCGGUGUCGCUUUCCUAGUUUUAACAGUUAUGUUAAUUCGUUAUUUCACGGGAAACACAGAAGACGAAUAUGGUAAUAAAGAGUAUAACGGGAAGCGAACAAAUAUAAACGAGGUGUUCGAUUCGGUUACACGUAUCUUCUCGGCGGCGGUAACCAUCGUGGUGGUGGCCAUCCCGGAAGGUCUACCGCUAGCUGUCACGCUCACACUCGCGUACUCCAUGAAACGAAUGAUGAGUGAUCAAGCCAUGGUUAGGAAGCUAUCAGCUUGUGAGACCAUGGGUUCAGCCACUGUUAUAUGCACCGAUAAAACCGGGACUCUAACCAUGAAUCACAUGACUGUAACAAAGUUCUGGCUCGGCCAUGAGUAUAUUUCAAGUUCUACCAAUGUAAUCGCCGGAGAAGUCCUUCAACUUCUACACGAAGGAAUCGGGUUUAACACCACGGGUACGGUUUUCAAAUCAGGAGAUGUAACCGAAUACUCCGGGAGUCCAACUGAAAAAGCGAUAUUGUCGUGGGCGGUUACAGAUUUGGAAAUGGACAUGGAGAAACUGAAAAAGAGUUCGAGUGUUGUACACGUCGAGACGUUCAACUCAAAGAAAAAACGUAGUGGUGUUUUAAUCAGGCGAGAUGUGGACCACACUGUACACGUGCACUGGAAAGGAGCUGCUGAAAUGGUUCUCGCAAUGUGCUCAGGUUAUUACGAGAGCAACGGGUGUAUAACAAUUAUAGAUGACGAUGAGAGAAAAAAACUCGAGAAAACAAUUGAAGGAAUGGCAGCGAGUAGCCUAAGAUGCAUUGCUUUCGCGUAUAAGCAAGAUGAAACACUAUCAGAAGGAGGUUUAACAUUGCUAGGGAUUGUCGGGCUAAAAGAUCCAUGUAGACCAGGAGCCAAAAAAGCUAUAGACACCUGUAGGUCUGCUGGGGUUGAAAUCAAAAUGAUCACCGGAGACAAUGUUUUCACAGCAAAAGCAAUAGCCACAGAAUGCGGAAUACUCGAAUCCAGCGAAGAAAUACGCGAAGAACAAGUGAUAGAAGGUGUGGAGUUUCGUAACCUAACAGAAGAAGAAAGAAUGAAAAAAGUUGAUAAGAUUCGCGUAAUGGCAAGAUCUUCUCCCUUUGACAAGCUUCUAAUGGUGCAGUGUUUGAAACGAAAAGGCCACGUGGUUGCAGUCACUGGGGAUGGAACAAACGAUGCACCUGCACUCAAAGAAGCUGAUAUCGGUCUUUCAAUGGGGAUUCAAGGAACAGAAGUCGCGAAACAAAGCUCAGAUAUUGUCAUCUUGGAUGAUGACAUCACGUCUGUUUCAACUGUUUUGAUGUGGGGCCGAUGCGUAUAUAAUAAUAUCCAGAAGUUUAUUCAGUUUCAACUCACCGUUAAUAUCGCAGCUCUUGUUAUCAACUUCAUUGCUGCUGUUUCUGCGGAUGAUGUCCCAUUGACAGCUGUCCAGUUGUUGUGGGUGAAUUUGAUCAUGGACACUUUGGGUGCUUUGGCACUUGCUACAGAACGUCCAACUGAUGAACUCCUAAACAAGCCUCCAGUUGGCAGAGUCGAGCCUCUGAUAGCCAACAUCAUGUGGAGAAACAUAUUUGCACAAUCGAUCUUUCAGAUAAUCAUUCUGCUGACGUUUCAGUUCAGGGGUAAGGAGAUAUUUGACGUGGAUGAGAGAGUGAAGAAUACGAUUAUUUUUAAUACUUUCGUGUUGUGUCAAGUGUUCAAUGAGUUUAAUUCAAGGAAGCUGGAGAAAAGGAAUAUAUUUAAAGGGAUACAUAGGAACAGGUUGUUUCUGGGGAUUAUUGGGAUGACUGUUGUUCUUCAGGUUGUUAUGGUGGAGUUUUUAAAGAAGUUUGCGGAUACAGAUAGAUUAAAUGGAGUGCAGUGGGGAAUCUGUAUUGCUAUUGCAGCUCUUUCAUGGCCUAUUGGAUGGUUUGUGAAGAUGAUACCAGUACCAAAGAAACCAUUUUCUAAGCUAAUAUAA